Molecule: messenger RNA, 4620 nt
Organism: Poecilia reticulata (guppy)
Lineage: Eukaryota; Metazoa; Chordata; Actinopteri; Cyprinodontiformes; Poeciliidae
Product: calcium/calmodulin-dependent protein kinase type II subunit gamma
Biological process (GO): protein phosphorylation
Molecular function (GO): calmodulin binding; ATP binding; calcium/calmodulin-dependent protein kinase activity
Source: RefSeq, a predicted model, not a curated record
CCUCCCUUUCCGUAUCUGCUCGCCUCUCUCCUCUCUUUUCAGUCUUGCUUGCCUGUCAGAAAGGUGCUCUAGUAUCGGAGGCUAGGCUACCCUCCUCUCGGACCCCCCUCCCCCGUACGAGAGCCAGCCGCCGUCGAAUCCCCCCCCCCUCCGCCCAAGGCUAGGGCUCCCCACCCCUCUUUCUCUCUCACGGCUCCAACCAUGGCGACCACCGCUACUUCCACCCGGUUCACCGACGAGUACCAGCUGUACGAGGAGCUCGGGAAGGGAGCUUUUUCAGUGGUGCGUAGGUGUGUAAAGAAGUCAUCAGGACAGGAGUAUGCUGCAAAAAUCAUCAACACUAAGAAGCUUUCUGCAAGAGACCACCAGAAGCUUGAGAGAGAGGCUCGUAUCUGCCGUCUGUUGAAACACCCCAACAUUGUGCGACUUCAUGACAGCAUUUCAGAGGAAGGCUUUCAUUACCUCGUCUUUGACCUUGUGACAGGCGGAGAGCUUUUUGAGGACAUUGUAGCCAGGGAGUACUACAGUGAGGCUGAUGCCAGUCACUGCAUUAGUCAGAUCUUGGAAAGUGUCAAUCAUAUCCACCAGCAUGAUAUUGUGCACAGAGACCUCAAGCCUGAGAACCUGUUGCUGGCCAGUAAGAUGAAGGGAGCUGCAGUGAAGCUGGCAGACUUUGGCCUCGCUAUCGAGGUGCAGGGAGAACAGCAGGCUUGGUUUGGAUUUGCUGGAACUCCAGGCUAUCUUUCCCCAGAAGUGUUGAGGAAGGAUCCCUACGGCAAGCCUGUGGAUAUAUGGGCCUGCGGUGUUAUUCUGUAUAUCUUGUUAGUUGGAUAUCCUCCUUUCUGGGAUGAAGAUCAGCACAAACUCUAUCAGCAGAUCAAAGCUGGAGCGUACGAUUUCCCAUCUCCAGAGUGGGACACUGUCACUCCAGAAGCGAAGAACUUGAUCAACCAGAUGCUGACCAUCAAUCCAGCCAAGAGAAUCACUGCUGAACAAGCCCUGAAACACCCAUGGGUCUGCCACCGUUCGACAGUGGCGUCCAUGAUGCACAGACAGGAAACUGUUGAAUGUCUGCGUAAAUUCAACGCUCGCCGAAAACUCAAGGGAGCCAUUCUCACCACCAUGCUGGUGUCCAGAAACUUCUCAGUGGGCCGGCAGCAUACCAACUCUGCUGCUGCCGCCUCCUCCACGGCCUCACUGGCUCAGGAAGCAUGCAAAAGUUUACUCAACAAGAAGUCGGAUUCUGCCAAGCCUUCUACCAACAACAGUAAGAACAGUAUAGUGAGCGCCAUCAAUGCCCUGAAAGACACCAACAUGGCAGCCAACGCCCAGAUGGAAUCUCAGAGCACAGUGGUGCACAACCCUCCUGAUGGAGUCAAGGGAUCAACAGAGAGCAACGCCACAAACGAUGAGGAGGAAAUGAAAGGUAGGAAAGCGGACAGUUCGGCGCUGAGUCAGAGCAGCGCCGCUGAGGAGAUGCCCCCUCUUCUGCCCUCACCUCAAAGCUCACCUGCCAUUCCACCGCAUGAUGUAAAGCGCAUGGCAUGGAACAGCACAGGCAACAGCUCCUGCCCCGACUCUGACCAAUCACAGUCCUCCAUCCCCUCCGCUCCACUAGGGGGCAGCACUGUCGCUACUAAAAGCAACACUAAGCUGACCCGUAAACAGGAGAUCAUCAAGAUAACGGAGCAGCUGAUUGAAGCGAUCAACAAUGGAGAUUUUGAAGCCUACACGAGGAUUUGCGAUCCUGGACUCACCUCUUUUGAACCCGAAGCUUUGGGAAACCUGGUGGAAGGCAUGGACUUCCACAAGUUUUACUUUGAAAACUUGCUGAGUAAGAACAACAAGCCCGUGCACACCACCCUGCUGAACCCCCACGUCCACCUCAUCGGCGAGGACGCCGCAUGCAUCGCCUACAUCCGGCUCACGCAGUUCGUGGACUCCACGGGCCGCCCUCGUUCCAGCCAAUCAGAGGAGACCCGGGUGUGGCACCGCCGUGACGGAAAGUGGCUCAAUGUUCACUUCCACUGCUCCGGAGCACCGGCUGCACCACUACAGUGAUCAGCGGUCCUGAGGCUCCGGUCCUCUGGAGCGAGUUUAUUGGGGGGCAGUGUUUUUUCAGCGAGCGUGUUUUCAGAGGCACGUCCUCUGCGUGGAUUGGAUAGUGCCAGGAAGCCCGGCCGGGCCAGAACGCAUCCCUCUCCACGUCACCAACCAACCCCGACCCUCCUUUGACCUGCUGGGGGCCGGCUGAACACGAGAACCCCGCCUCCCCAACCCCGACCCCCUCCAUGAGAUGAUGAUGCAUGCAUCUGGCGCCUGACUGGAGGGUGCAUCUUUGCCCUUUUGUCCCUCCCCUGGCAGCCAUCUUUUUUCUGCCUGCGCGAGAUGACAUGUCCCUGGGGAGGAGAGGAUAUACAGUUGAACUUGUGACAGUUUGAGUAUGAGUUAUGAAUAUACUGUGUAAAUUUAUGGCUAGAUGUACCAGAAACCACCAAAACCCAACCAAGCAUUUAUCUUUAUCCGGGGAAAACAAAAGGGAGGAGCGGAGGGGGAGUGCUUAGAUUUUGUACACAUUUAGGGAUUACCAGGUUGGAAGUGUUGUCCUCGCUACCUGGGUGUUGACAUGAAGGGAAAUCUUUCCUCGGCUGAAUUAAAGAGGGAAAGAAAAGAGAAAAAAAAAAACAAUCAGGUUUGCUCUGAGAACUUGACGACGAGAGAAACUUGAUAUCAAAAACACGAAGCACCAAAGUGUAGAACUUUAGUGUAGGCUUUCUACGUGUUUGUGUUUUCGUUCGUGUUCUUGUUUUUUCCGAUGGAUCGGAAGUCGUCGUUGUUCGUGGGAUCGGGGAACGUUAGCGGAGGGGGGCGUCUGAACUAAAGUCGACGUGUUUCGUUGUGUUUUUUAGCGUCCUGAUCCAUUUGUGUUUUCGUGAACAACAGGAGCCAUUAUCCGUGUGUUUUUCCUUCCUUUUUUUUUUUUUCUUCGCUCUGACUGUAAUCGAGGCUCCUUUUUUUUUUUAAAAAAAAAAAAAAACAGCUGAGAACGUUUUGCUCUUUUUCUUCUUUUUUUUCCAGUAAGGAUUUUAUCGUGCACAUUGGAAGCUAGCCGCGUUUCGUCGUGUGUCUAUAUGCAGUUGAGGGAGGAAGAGGAGCAGGAGGCCCGUACCAUGAAAAGCCGCCGCCUGCGUUUUGCAUGUUUGCUCGCUGCCUCUCCCUYGUUGACCUCUUUUAACCCGUUACUCUGCUGUCUGCAAGGGCCUGGUUUGUUUAUAAUCACUGUGUAAAUACAGUGUAUGUAUAGAUAUAUGUAGAAAAGUGUAAUAUAUGUACAUGUAUCUAAGAGACACUCAUCCUGUGCAUUUAGGGGAAUGGACCCCCUUCCCUCUGUAACCCCACUCUAGUUUAGGUGAAGCUUGUUCCUCCAUUCGUAGCGCUCAACCCUGAAACAUUUGAGGUAUUGAUUGCUCUAAAAUAAACAAAUCAAAGCUGUCCUGUAGGYGCUCCCAUGGCCGUACGACUGUUUAUGAAGAAAGGGAAUAAAAACAAACRCCAAGAUGGAAGUAAUCCCCCCUCUCUCCCUCGCUCUCUUUCUCAGCAACACUCCAAGAACUAUUUUUAAAGAUACUAGUGUCCUUAACUCCUGGUCCCACGAUGCUGUGAGCCGAUUUUCAUAUCAUAUGCACCCACGCACUCCGGGCGGUGUGUUUUUAGGCUUUGUAACAUAUCUGCACCGCUGCUGUGACCGGCGCCGCCCUCGUCGUGCUGCUUUAGGUGUCCUCCCUCCUGAUAUCUCCGUUUGACAGAUUGACUGACCCUUGACCUCUCCCCUCUGCUCUUGAAACGAUUCUUUGUUCCUUUCUUUGUUGUUCCCGUGUUACUGGUUUUAAGUUUUUAUUAUUAUAUUAUUAUUAUUAUUAUUAUUAUUAAUGUUGCUGUUGUCGGUUGGUUAUUUUUUGCCAAUCUGCCAAGCUGGAGUUCUGCACUCUCCCUCACAAACAUGUAGAGAAAAAAARAARAAAAAAGGGAAGAGGAAGUGAAGACAACRAAAACUUCUUAAGGGAUAUUGAUCAGGACUUAAUUAUUUAUCRGUGUAAUCAACCCUUGGUGGUUUUAUAUGGCGCCUGCUGGGAGGAGAGACGUGCGGGUUGCGACACCUAGUUAUUUGCAUGUUUCAGUUACACAUUUCUAUCACAAACUAUGGAUGGAGCUAGUGUCAAUAUAUGAUAUUUGCAUCUUUUGAAAUUCCAUCCACCCAGAAUGUUGAACAAGUGAUAUGAAAAUAUAAAACAAGAUUUAAAAAAAAAAAAAGGAUAAAAAAAUAAAAGAUUCAGGCACCGUAGCUUGGUAUGAGGCCCUCGAUGUUUUCCCUGCGUUGUAAUGAUAUAUUAUCGGGCUGCGCUUCUCCCCUCUCCCCCUGCCGGCCUUCACACGAACGCUGGAUUUAUAUUUUUCUUGCUUUGUUUUAUUUUGCAUGAUCACAAUGUACAAUGAAAUACAACCAUAAAUUGCCGACUAUCAAAAGUGUUUGUCUGAGUGUUAGUUGGUCUUCAUCAUAGCUUUGUUAUUCUUCAAACUUGGAUCUUGGAAGUAUUUAAUAAAAAUACUAUUUCAGCACUG